CACACACAUACAUAGUACACACUACACACUACAUACUACAUACUAAAUACUACACAAUUGUUGUAGAAAUAAAGAGAUAAUCUUCAUUGUAUACUUUUUUUCACAUUCGCAUACAUACUGUCGAUACUACUACUACUAUAAUAAUUUCUAGACUAAAAUAACAGCAAAAAUGAACUUUUCACCUUACAAACCAUCUCCCGACGAAGAUAGGAAUAACCGUUUAAGAGAAGAACGACAAAAGCAGAAACAACCAAAGGGAAAGGCAAAGCAGACUGACACAUCACCGUACAGCUCAUAUCAAUCAGGGAAGCCUAAUUACCCUGGCCCAUCACCAUCAUCGUUGGAAGAAGGAUUAUUUUCAGAAACAGACAAUCUAGGAGGUUCGCGAGGUCCACCAACAGGGACACUACGAGUAAACAAGUACGAGACCAGUCUGCCUAUUAGGGUUGAUAUUGAAGCAGCCUUGGCUUAUGUUCUCGGGCCAGUAACAGGGUUGUUGUUUCUUGUGCUUGAGAGACAAAAUGAUUAUGUCAGGUUUCAUGCAUGGCAGUCAUCGAUGGUAUUCUUGGCUUUGAUGUGUGCACAUUUUGUCCUGAUGUUUAUUUCCAAUUUCCUCUCUUGGACAUUAUUCAUUUUUGAUAUCGGUUUACUUGUCUGGUUAACAUAUCGAGCCUAUCUCGAUGGUGCUUCAUUAGAGAGAUACGAGUUUCCUUACUUCGGUCCUAUUGCAUCUGAAUAUGUAGAUUCUGAAUAAAGUAAUAAAAGUAAAAUAACAGUAAAAUGAUCCUUAAGAAAUAGAUAUUCCAGAAUACACAAAUAUAUGCAUACAUUAAUAU
Molecule: messenger RNA, 836 nt
Organism: Phycomyces blakesleeanus NRRL 1555(-)
Lineage: Eukaryota; Fungi; Mucoromycota; Mucoromycetes; Mucorales; Phycomycetaceae
Exons: 4
Coding region: 170-754 (194 amino acids)
Source: RefSeq, a predicted model, not a curated record